AUGUCCGAGGGAGCGUCAGGACGGGGACGGGGAGCACCCACACACUCUGCCGGGGCAGUGAGAGGUCCACAAGGAGAGGCUGUGUUGCUCUUAAAGGUCCAGUUGCAGCUGCGGCAGCAGCCGUCGGCGGGAAGGCCGGGUAGGACUAAGCAGCCGAGGGGGCGGGCUGUUGAGGCGCCAGUAGCCGUCUGCGCGCCGGCAGAGCAGGCACCGGUGCUGCCACAGCCGGUGCCGCUGCCGGGGCUACCGCCGCCCCCCUCUCUGCCGCUGUCGUCGCCCGGCCUUGAGGCACCGCCGACGUCGCUGUCGCUGCUGCCGCCGGACGAUCCACCGCCAAAUUACAAUGAGAUUUGUGGGUCGAGAAAACCUCACUCUGAAGGAGCAGAGAGGAUGGUGUCUGACAAAAUAUUUCCGUACAAUCAAGACUACCUGUGUAUCUGCAAAAGCUGCAAACUCAGCAACCCCGCAUCGACUCAAGGGACCUCAACUCAAGGGGCGCCCCGCCCAAUCAGCAACCCGCAUCAGCAUCAACUCCAGGAAAACCUUCCCCGUGUGUCAGCCAUUAUCUCUGCAGUCGGUGAUAAGAUGUCUUUUGCAAAUUUAAAACUGACGCCGUCGCAUCAGUUGGUCCUGCGGGCCUCUGAUGCGGCGGCAGCCUUCACCGCCGCCAUGGGGCCACGCGGGACCCAGGCUCCCGCCAGCGCCAAGAGGCCGGAGGAGAUGGAGAAGGAGGCCCGAGCCCGCGUCGUCUCCGAGGGUGGUGACCCUGGGAACCCCAUGCUGGUGCUGGGCUGCCACAGCAUCCAGCCUGGCAAGUACCGGGGUCAGACCUUCCGGUGGCUCCUGGAGAACGACGCGGGCUACGCCUGUCACCUGGUCGCCAGUCACCAGCGGGAGCGGGAGACGAGUGCCUUGGACAGCCCGUUCAUGGCCAACAAGGACAGCCUCGCCCGCUACUCCUGUGCCCACCCCGCUUUUGCGGAGCACCUCAAGUUCCGCCGGGCGCAGGAGGAGGCCCGGGCUCGCGCCACUCUGCCCGGGCGGGGGGGCGAGGCGCUUGUUGGCUUCGGGCUGUUCAAAGAGGACACCCUGAAGGACCUGUACGACUCCAAGGACAAGGAGCGUCAGACCUACGUCAAGUGGCUAGGACGGAAGACACCGCAGCCUGGGAGCUCCAUGGACGCCGCCAUUAAGUACUUCUUGGGCCGAGACAAGGAGCGGUCGGCGGAGGCGGCUGCUCCACCCCCUCCGCCCGGCAGCAGCAGCACCAGCAGCGGCCCCAUCACCACCACCAGCCAGGCCGCUGCUUCCACCGUGCUGCCGCCCCGCAAGCCGACCGCUCCCAAUUUCUCGGCCCUUGUGCGGGGGCGUCCGAUGGGCCCAGGGGAGCUGCAGGCCCGGAUCAGGAGACUGAUGACCCCACCAGCACGGCCUGCAGCUCCAGCGGUGUCUUCCGUCAGAGACCAGCGCCCCUCGGUUCCGCCGCCCCCCACCACAGAGGUGACGGACGAGGAGCUGGUCCGGAGGGUCACUGACGGAGAAAUGGCUGAUGCCUGAAGGAUAAAGGUAGGUUUAUCAGGUGAUGUAGCCGUCUUUGUAGGUGGUAGACGCGCCGUCCUCACUCACGUGGUGGUAAUGUGGAUUUGAUUAAACUCCCAGUCUAGCAAACCUCGCCUUGUAACUAACAGUCGCCUUGUAGCACACCUCUUAACGGUCGCCUUGUAGCACCCCUCUUAACGGUCGCCUUGUAGCACACCUCUUAACGGUCGCCUUGUAGCACACCUCUUAACAGUCGCCUUGUAGCACACCUCUUAACGGUCGCCUUGUAGCACACCUCUUAACGGUCGCCUUGUAGCACACCUCUUAACGGUCGCCUUGUAGCACACCUCUUAACAGUCACCUUGUAGCACACCUCUUAACAGUCGCCUUGUAGCACACCUCUUAACAGUCGCCUUGUAGCACACCUCUUAACGGUCACCUUGUAGCACACCUCUUAACGGUCACUAAACCAUUUUAUCUAAUCAACGGCAUGCUGCACGUCAUGAAUGCUCAGACUCACUUAGUCUCGCUUGCCUGUGUGUUGCCCCGUCACUCUCAUUGUGCUGAUGC
This is a messenger RNA of Gadus chalcogrammus (walleye pollock), 2109 nucleotides long. RefSeq lists its product as uncharacterized. The transcript has 6 exons. The record is from RefSeq and is a predicted model, not a curated record. The coding region runs from base 1 to 1557 and encodes 518 amino acids. Lineage: Eukaryota; Metazoa; Chordata; Actinopteri; Gadiformes; Gadidae.